ACAGGCGCUCUCUCUUUCUCUCUCUUUUCUUCUUCUUCUUCUUCUUCUUCUUCUUCGAUCCAUUGAACCAUCCGAAGUUCCUAUAGGCGAAGACUUCCAAUGGCGGACGAGAAGAAGCAAACGAGAUCCAUGUCUUGAGCCUUCUGCCGUAUCUCCUCCGAUAGCCUCUUGGUUUUUUGUGGCAGAACAGUGAGUGUGGAAAUGGCUGAUGUAGCGGGUCUGGCAGAAGCCGCGGGGGCCAGAUUCAGUUCACUCGAGUUGAUUGGAAGAGGAUCUUUUGGAGAUGUCUAUAAAGCGUUUGAUAAGGAGCUCAGCAAAGAAGUUGCUAUUAAAGUUAUUGAUCUGGAAGAAUCAGAGGAUGAAAUCGAAGACAUUCAGAAGGAAAUUUCUGUUCUAUCCCAAUGUCGAUCUCCGUAUAUUACGGAAUACUAUGGUUCCUAUCUCCACCAGACCAAGCUGUGGAUAAUUAUGGAGUACAUGGCCGGUGGUUCCGUUGCGGAUCUACUUCAAUCAGGUCCACCUCUCGAUGAGUUGUCCAUAGCCUGUAUUUUACGUGACUUGCUACAUGCAAUUGAAUAUUUGCACACUGAAGGGAAAAUUCACAGAGAUAUUAAAGCGGCCAACAUUUUAUUGAGCGAGAACGGCGAUGUUAAGGUUGCAGAUUUUGGUGUUUCUGCUCAGUUAACGAGAACUAUAUCAAGGAGAAAGACAUUUGUUGGAACCCCCUUCUGGAUGGCACCAGAGGUAAUUCAGAAUUCAGAUGGGUACAAUGAGAAGGCAGAUAUCUGGUCUCUGGGGAUCACUGCAAUUGAGAUGGCUAAAGGUGAACCUCCGCUUGCAGAUCUUCACCCAAUGAGAGUUCUUUUUAUCAUACCUCGAGAAAAUCCCCCACAGCUGGAUGAGCAUUUUUCUCGUGCCAUUAAAGAAUUUGUUUCUUUGUGCCUGAAGAAAGUACCGGCGGAGCGGCCCAGUGCCAAGGAACUUUUGAAGCACCGUUAUAUAAGAAAUGCCAGGAAGAGUCCAAGGCUUCUAGAGCGAAUAAGAGAGCGUCCAAAAUAUAUGAUAGUGGAAGAUGGAGAAACACCUAGGAUUGGUAAAGGUGAGUUGGAGGGGUCAGACACUGUGAAGGUGAGAAGAGACAUAAAAGGAGAAGAAACAGUACGAGCCAGUAAUCAAGGGCGAGGAGUGAAGAGUGCUGGAUGGGAUUUCAGCAUUGGUGGAGUGCAGGGAACAGGGACUGUUAGGACCAAUCUAUUGCCACCUCAAGUCAGAGAGAGGAAAUCAGAGAAUUCCCACAAUCAGGCUACCCCUAGAAGAGUGGGAGAUGGUGGUAACACAUGGUUUUCUGCAUCUGGAAAUGCACCUCAGACUCCAGAAAUAUCACUCCGGAAAGAUGCUAGAGACUUGGAUUAUAAUAAUCACCACGAUGAUGAAGAUUCGUCUUUGAGUGGAUCGGGUACUGUCGUGGUACGAAGUCCUAGAGAAUCUCAACCAUCACCCUUGCUUCGCGAUCAAAGCACUCUUUCUAGCAGCUCCUACGCUUCUAUUGAAGAUGCUUCUACGACAGGAACUGUAGUUUUGCGUGGUCAACACGAUGAGUCUGAUUCUCCUCGGACCCCAAAAUCGAGACUUGGGAUUCAGGAGAGAAGUUCCAGUGCUUCACUGGAAGACAGUGCAGCAAACCUUGCAGAGGCUAAGGCGGCUAUGCAAGGGGCUUUUAGAAGAGGAAAUGCAAGAGAAAAGAGGUCUGUCCUAGGUAAGUUAAAUGACGGGCAGGAAAAUGGAAAUAGAGAACAACUAUCGAAAAGCUCUGAUUCGUCAAGGAAUUCAUAUGAGUAUUUUGAUGCUCAUAAAGUUCUCCCGAGGUCCCGCCAAGCAAGCGAUGAUGAGGAGAUUGCAAAAAUAUUAUCUUCAUCUGUCCCAUUGUCGGUUCUGCUCAUCCCUUCCUUGAAAGAGGCAACUGGCGAUGAUUCUGAGGGACCGGUUGCCCAUGCUGUUUCAAACUCACUCACAAACUUGGAGCGCAUGAAGCCAGGAUCAUGUGAGGUUCUUAUCAGCAAGUUGCUACAGAGAUUGGCAAGUUCAAAAGAACCCUCGUUGAAAGACUUGCAGGAUCUGGCAACUCACACCUUUUCAAAGGGCCAGAUAUCCCCAGAAAAAUCCGGAAAUGCAAAUACCGAAGUUGAUAACCGCAAGAAACAACAGAACAAAGAAUCCAAUUCUAAUGCUAAUUUAAGCCCACUAGCAAGAUUUUUGCUCUCAAGAUGGCAAGGCCAAGUAUCCCGAGAUCUUAACCCAACUUGAGAGAGAAGACGGGAAUAGUACCUAUUUAUUUGUAUUGUGCUUCAUAUCGAUGCAUUUAUUCUGAUUCAAUGUACAUAGAAAUGAUAGUGUAUUUGUUAGCAACCAACCUUUGUCUGAGUAAAUUUGCCUCUGAUGGUAGAGUUGCUGCGUGACUAAGGAGUUUGUUCUUGAUGCACUAACAGUGUAAAAAAAGAAAGAACCACCAUUCUUAUUCAUCGAUGGUUGAUUUUUGGCUU
Messenger RNA from Rhodamnia argentea, 2540 nucleotides. Its product is annotated as germinal center kinase 1-like. Gene Ontology annotation, biological process: protein phosphorylation. The record is from RefSeq and is a predicted model, not a curated record. The transcript is spliced from 21 exons. Gene Ontology annotation, molecular function: protein kinase activity; ATP binding. NCBI's taxonomy places the organism in Eukaryota, Viridiplantae, Streptophyta, Magnoliopsida, Myrtales, Myrtaceae. Bases 202 to 2304 code for a protein of 700 amino acids.